This is a messenger RNA of Colletotrichum spaethianum, 741 nucleotides long. RefSeq names its product superoxide dismutase 1 copper chaperone. Gene Ontology annotation, cellular component: mitochondrion. The record is from RefSeq and is a predicted model, not a curated record. Gene Ontology annotation, biological process: superoxide metabolic process. NCBI's taxonomy places the organism in Eukaryota, Fungi, Ascomycota, Sordariomycetes, Glomerellales, Glomerellaceae. Gene Ontology annotation, molecular function: superoxide dismutase activity; metal ion binding. Bases 1 to 741 code for a protein of 246 amino acids. The transcript is spliced from 5 exons.
AUGUCGAGUCUCUCAACGCCUGCGGCUCCCUAUGACUAUGCCCUUCCUGUCGAAUACGGCGAGAUGAACACUCCGCCCAAAGUGACCACGCAGGCCUAUACUCUGCCCCCUCUGCCGUACGCCUACAAUGCUCUCGAGCCCCACAUCUCGGCCGAGAUCAUGACUCUCCAUCAUGACAAGCAUGGGCAGCACCAAGCCUACGUCACCAAUCUUAAUGCUGCCCUGGGCAACUAUUCCAGAGCCGUCGGCGACUUGAACAUUCCUGACCAGAUUGCCUUGCAAAACAUGAUCAAGUUCAACGGUGGAGGCCACAUCAACCACUCGCUCUUCUGGAAGAUCCUCGCUCCAGCUGACAGCAAGGAUGCCUCGGAUCCCGAGGGUUCGGCACCUACGCUCAUGGAGCAGGUCAAGACGACUUUCGGUAGUCUCGCUGGCCUGACGAGCGCAUUCUCGUCUGCUUUGAUGGGGAUUCAAGGUUCCGGAUGGGGGUGGCUUGUCAAGGCUCCCGGCAGCGACGGCGGCCUACGCAUCAUUACGACCAAAGACCAGGACCCCGUAGUUGGUGGGGAGGUGCCCAUUAUUGGCAUUGACAUGUGGGAGCAUGCGUACUACCUGCAGUAUCAAAACGGCAAAGCGUCGUAUGUCGACAACGUUUGGAAUAUCAUCAAUUGGACAGCUGCCGAGGAGCGAUUCAGUGGCUCUCGUGAAGAUGCAUUUGAGGUUCUCAAGGCUGGCUUGUAG